CCUGGACACCAGGGGGCGCUAGCUGAAAUCUCUCGAGCUCGAUGAUGUGCGGAGCGGCUCUGUGGCUACGUCAUCACAUUUCACGAAUGUGAUGGAAAAGCGUGGAGUAGCGUCAAAGUGGAAUCCGGAACGUUCACGGAGGCUUAAGCAGAAUGAUGAAGGAAAACGCUCUCCUGCUGACUUCGUGUGUGGUAGUGGGUCUCUUCCUGUCCUGCAGCCAGGCUGCCAGGCAAGGACAGGACAUCAAAUGUGGAGCCUGCAGGGCUCUGGUGGAUGAGAUGGAGUGGGCCAUUUCCCAGAUAGAUCCCAAGAAAACGAUCCAGACAGGAUCCUUCAGGAUCAACCCCGACGGGAGUCAGUCCAUCAGGGAGGUUCCGCUGGCUCGCUCAGAGGGGAACCUCUUGGAGCUGAUGGAGAGCGUGUGUGAGAGGAUGGAGGACUACGGUGAGCGCACAGAUCUCUCCACAGACAGGAAGUCCUACAUCAGAGUUAAGUCUCGGACCGGUGAAGCCAUGGACCUUUCAGAGGCAACUCUGGACUCCAGGGUCACAUCCAGCUUAAAGUUUGCUUGUGAAACAAUUGUUGAACAUCACGAAGAUGAAAUCAUUGAAUUCUUUGCACAUGAAACAGAAAAUGUUAAAGACAAACUUUGCAGCAAGAGAACAGACCUCUGUGAUCACGCUCUGAACAUGGCCCACGACGAACUUUGACCUUCUCCCUGCAGAGUCGCCUCCUUCUGUAAAAACUGAGAUGUGUUGUCCUUCUCGUCCAUCUAUUUAUAGGAAGGCAGCAGUUGCAAGAUGAACACAAUUUCUAUUGUUUUAUAUCUAGGGAUGUUUCCAAUGAGACUCUUUGCCAUUUUUAGCCUUUAGCACCUCACAUUUAGGCCUUUCAGGUCCUUGCUGUGAUGUAUGACUUCUGUCCAUCCUGCCUCUUUAGUGAAGGUUGGUGUUUUGCACAAACACACUCUUUGCUGAAUUCUACUGAAGCUGUGAAGCAGCAAAUUUAUUAGGACCUGCCUGUAUGUACAGAUUUUUCUGAGGAAAUUGGGUUGAAUUUGGCAAACUGUUCUUCUACUUCUGCAUAUAUUGUGGUUUGAUUCCAAAAAAUACUCCGUUGUUUGUAUUGGUGGCAGAUAAAUCAUCUGAUGAUGACUUUGUCCCAGUUGAGUUUUGUCCAGAAAAUUGGUGUUUUUCCCUUUUCCUAUCAUAAAAUGGUAGCUGGAAGGUCGCAGGAACUAGUGACCAAAUAAUAAGUGUUUUUUUUCUUAAUGUUAGAAUUUAUUUCAUUACAAUCUUUAUAAAGAAAUAUGGAAUUGAAUUACUGUUCUAUUGUUCUUUAAAAAGUACCUUUACAUCAUGUGGAUAUUGUAAAAUUUUAUAGCUUCCUAUUAUCCAAAAUCAAAGAACUAUAACAUGUUUGAGCUCUAAUCCAUCACUGUUUACUAUGAUUAUUGAUCUAAACCAAGAUUGGUUUGAUUAUCUAUUAGAAUUAUAUAAUUAUUGAUUGGAGAUGAAUAUGAAUUUAUGUUUACCUGGUGGUGGGUAAAAUACUGGACCCAUUUCUCUGAACUUCCUCCUGAAAUGUUUGGAAAACCUUUUGUACUAUUUUGUCUUCAAAUAUACUUGUCUGAUGCUAACA
Molecule: messenger RNA, 1641 nt
Organism: Oryzias latipes (Japanese medaka)
Lineage: Eukaryota; Metazoa; Chordata; Actinopteri; Beloniformes; Adrianichthyidae
Gene: cnpy2
Product: canopy FGF signaling regulator 2
Cellular component (GO): endoplasmic reticulum
Source: RefSeq, a predicted model, not a curated record